Molecule: messenger RNA, 1238 nt
Organism: Lasiosphaeria miniovina
Lineage: Eukaryota; Fungi; Ascomycota; Sordariomycetes; Sordariales; Lasiosphaeriaceae
Exons: 2
Coding region: 8-1048 (346 amino acids)
Source: RefSeq, a predicted model, not a curated record
CACAAAAAUGCUCGUCUCCGCCGUAAUAAUGCAGUUCAGCCUCGCGUUCCUCGGGGUAGUCAUCGGCCUAGCACCUCCCGCCGUACCCCAAGACGACCAGAAGUUUCGCUCCUGGUACCCAUACUACCGUUAUGUUCUAGACUCGACUCUUGAGAAAAACUGUUCGACCGAGUACGCAGCGUACCUCGAAAAUCAAGCCGGCAUAUGCCAGUAUUAUUGCAACGCUACAUCCAUGGCCAGCGAACGCGUCAUUGAGUGCCUGCUAUCUUCCCUAGCAGACUGUGUCAAAUCCAACAUGCAGAGCGCCAGCGCGUUGCUGGGCAUAAUGCUGGUUGCGCUGCCCUUCUUCGGCACGGGUACCGAGGAGAGCGCCCUCCUCAUGGUCAUUGCGCAGCGGCCCCUGCUCACUCUCCUCCUGGUGACCGGUUCACCCGUCGCCUCCCCACUGCAGCCGUUCGAAUACAACAGACCCGUCGACAUUCUACACCGGCGCAAGGGGCGAUUUCGCAGCCUCGGCACCCCCCCGCGGCACGUUGUUCUCGCGGCCGAGUAUGCCACGGCACUGCUCGCCCUCGUCAACACACUACACGUUUCGUGGCAGCUCGGCCUCGGCGUCGUGACCAUGAUCUCGUCCGGUGCCAUAUACCUACCGAGCCUCUGGGUCGUUAUGGGCGUCGCUGCCCACCUCGUUGGGGCUCUAUGUCUGCGCUCCUUCAUCUGCGUGAAGGACAACUCGCCGGCAACGUCAUCGUCGUGCUCGGUUCUGCGCUCCGAGUUCACCAUAUCGUGCAAAAAGUACAUCACCGUACGCACCCCCAAGGAUGAAAAUAAGCUGUUUCUUGUUUUAUCCAUGCUCACGUCGGCAGCCACGACAUCGUAUACUAUUUUUGGCUUCCUUUGUUUUGCCAGUAUACAGUUCAUCUCUGUGUACGAUGCCUUGAUAGUGAUUGGCCGUUACACAGUCUCUGUCGUGGUCUGUCGGUUUAUAGCCUUGUAUGAGCUGUCUGGUCUGGCCAACGUCGUGGAAGACGGUGACAAUGACAAGUGAGGAAGGAGAUGAUGUGAAGAGGCUAGAAGAUUCUCGUCUCUAUGGGCACUUCGUCAUCAAUGAAGUUGUUGUAUUCGCGCAUGAGCAGAAGUUAUGCGGAGAGAGCAGCCCGGAUGGGUCAACCCAACGCCCGCAAGCGGGUGAUGUAUCGGUGUGAUAUGUGAUUUUUAGUGUGUUGCGCGGAGAGGGU